GUAAAGGGACGAUGCGAUCGGGCUAACUAGUGCAGCACCUAGUAAGAGCGAGAAAGCUAGAGAGAGUGAGUGUGUGUGUGUGUGUGAAGCGAGGGGGGAGAGAGACAUUGGCAUCGAGUAAAGAGAGUGUGGAUUGAGUGAGUGUACUCGUGGCGAGAAACAUCGUCGCCGGCGUUGUUGAGAUCCAAUGCGAAAGGCACUGAUUCAAUCUAAAUCGGAAAUAUGAAAGGCGGAGGAGUCGGUGGUGGUGGUGGAGGAGGAGGAAAACGCCGGUGGAAAGUUCUGGUGAUUGGAGUGUUGGUUCUCGUUAUCCUCUCAAUGCUGGUUCCUCUUGCUUUCUUGCUCGGCCUUCACAACAGCUUUCACUCUCCAGGAAUCGUCACUGUCCAGCCUUCUUCUCCUUUCGAGAGAAGCAGAACCAAUGCUACUAACCAUUCACAGGUACUGUUAAACUUUCGUUUCAUUUAUUUCGAUUUAAUUCGUAUGCUGGUUCUCGAUCUCCCUUCCUCGAUUUUACAGAGAGAUCUAUCUAACAGAGUGGAUCAGGUUCUCCAGAAAAUCAAUCCAGUGCUUCCCAAGAAAACCGACAUUAACGCUGGUUCCAGAGAUAUGAAUAGGACAAGCAUCAGUGAUUCUAAAAACAGAGGAUUACCAGUGUCCCCAGCUGUUGUUGCCCAACCGAGCCCUGCAAAUAAAACAAUAACCGAAGUAUCGCACAAAGGUGGUCAGGGGGCAAUGGUAAAUGCUGUUGAAACUCAGAGAACUUGUCAAGUGGAAUAUGGGAGCUACUGCCUCUGGAGGGAGGAAAAUAAGGAGCCCAUGAAAGAUGCCAAGGUGAAGCACAUGAAGGACCUCCUAUUUGUGGCUAGGGCAUACUAUCCAAGUAUUGCUAAAAUGCCUUCUCAAAGCAAGUUGACUCGAGAUAUGAAACAGAAUAUCCAAGAGUUUGAGCGUAUUCUUAUUGUAAGUUCAGCAGAUGCUGAUCUUCCACCACAGGUUGAUAAAAAUUUUGAGAAGAUGGAAGCUGUAAUUUCAAAGGCAAAGUCUUUUCCAGUCGACUGUAACAAUGUUGACAAGAAACUGAGACAGAUCCUGGACAUGACCGAGGAUGAAGCUAGUUUCCACAUGAAACAGAGCGUGUUCCUCUACCAGCUUGCAGUACAUACAAUGCCCAAGAGUCUUCAUUGCUUGUCAAUGAGACUAACUGUGGAGUAUUUCAAGUCAGGUUCAGUUGAUACUGAGGAUAGUGAGAAAUUUUCAGAUCCCUCAUUGCUUCACUUUGUUGUCAUCUCCGACAAUAUACUUGCAUCUUCCGUUGUUAUCAACUCAACUGUUUUACACGCAAGGGAAAGUAAAAACUUUGUUUUCCAUGUAUUGACAAACGAGCAGAAUUACUUUGCGAUGAAACAAUGGUUUAUCAGGAAUCCCUGCAAACAAGCAGCUAUUCAAGUAUUGAACAUUGAAAAGCUCGAGCUGGACAAUUCUGAUGUGAAGCUCUCUUUGCCUGCGGAGUUCCGUGUCUCCUUCCUCAGCGGCGACAAUUUGGCAUCACAAGGGAAACGAACACAUUACUUAUCCCUGUUCUCUCAAUCUCACUACCUCUUCCCAAAGAUAUUUCACAAGUUGAAAAAAGUUGUGAUUCUGGAUCAUGACGUUGUAGUCCAGCGAGACUUGUCUCCUCUUUGGGAGCUUGAUAUGGAAGGAAAAGUGAAUGGUGCAGUGAAAGAGUGCUCUGUGAGAUUGGGUCAGCUAAAGAGUCUCAAGGGAGGGAGUUUUGAUGCUAACGCUUGUCUCUGGAUGUCUGGAUUGAAUGUCAUUGAUCUUGCUAGAUGGAGGGAACUGGGAGUUUCAGAAACAUACCAGAAAUUUUACAAACAGAUGAGUGGUGGAGGUGAGUCGAGAGAAGCAAUUGCAUUGCAAGCAAGUUUGCUCACGUUUCAAGACAAAGUUUAUGCUCUUGACGACAAAUGGGCUCUAUCAGGGCUUGGUUAUGACUACUACAUCAAUACCCAAACGAUAAAAAACGCAGCCACUCUGCACUACAAUGGGAACAUGAAGCCGUGGCUAGAGCUGGGAAUCCCACAGUACAAAACCUAUUGGAGAAAGCAUCUGAAUCGGGGAGAUCGAUUCUUGAGUGACUGUAACGUGAACCCUUGAUGAGAGUAAGUAAAAAGGCUACAGGGCCAAUGCUUUAGAAGCAGGCAGACGCAAAGAAAAGAUUUAGAGUUGGUGGUUAAGCAGACAUCUCAUUUUUGGUGGGGGUAAAUAAACCCGAAUGCAUUGCAGUGAGAAAUGCUGAAGGGAAGAGUGCAAGCAGAAGUGGGUUUUAAAAUUGAUAGCAAAUUGAUUUUUAAGAGACUUAAUCAAGAUGAUUUAAAAUCAGCUUUGAUUAAAAAAAAAGAGUAUGUGAAGAAAACUUUGAUGUUGUAUAUGAUUUUUGGCAGAGGUGUGUGCCAAUUCUUUUCCUCGUGUUAUAUUUUCCCAUUGUUCAUGUGUCAGUUUUUACUUUUGUUGCGUUUGACUUGAUAGAAAGUGAUGAGAAUUUUUAUC
Messenger RNA from Brassica oleracea var. oleracea, 2550 nucleotides. Its product is annotated as probable galacturonosyltransferase 7. The coding region runs from base 223 to 2157 and encodes 644 amino acids. The transcript has 9 exons. The record is from RefSeq and is a predicted model, not a curated record. Lineage: Eukaryota; Viridiplantae; Streptophyta; Magnoliopsida; Brassicales; Brassicaceae. Gene Ontology annotation, molecular function: polygalacturonate 4-alpha-galacturonosyltransferase activity.